Molecule: messenger RNA, 879 nt
Organism: Bombina bombina (fire-bellied toad)
Lineage: Eukaryota; Metazoa; Chordata; Amphibia; Anura; Bombinatoridae
Gene: POLD4
Product: DNA polymerase delta 4, accessory subunit
Exons: 4
Coding region: 104-577 (157 amino acids)
Biological process (GO): DNA synthesis involved in DNA repair; DNA-templated DNA replication
Cellular component (GO): delta DNA polymerase complex
Molecular function (GO): DNA-directed DNA polymerase activity
Source: RefSeq, a predicted model, not a curated record
UUUGAGUAAACUUCAUCAUCUGACAGCAAGAGGGGAAGGAAACCUCUUGAGCUGCUGCGGCUUCGGUUGUAAACAGAAACAGCCCAUUACCUUGUCGUCAACAAUGGGGAAAAGAAGAAGACAGUUGACAGAUUGUUAUCCUGUUGUUAAACAGAAGAAAUACGACCCUGUUGUGAAACAGAAGAAAGAAGACAGCAUUAGAAAAAACAAGGAGACUAAUAAAAAGACAGAAGGCAGAACAGCCAGGCGAAUUGAAGAUAAACAUGAGGAUGUCCCCAAAUCAGGAGAGCGACCCUUGGACACACUCAUUCAGUUUGACCUGGACUGGCAUUUUGGUCCCUGCACAGGAAUAACCAGAUUGGAACGAUGGCAAAGAGCACAAAGUUUGGGGCUUUCACCCCCCCAAAUCGUUAGUGACCUACUCCUGAAAUACAGUGUUGAACCUGUUUAUCAGUACAGAGAAAAUCGACACAGACACCACUUUACAACUUUUUUUUUUUUUUUUACUAAUGCUAUAGCCUUUGGCAUGACUACUCACUGUAAAGAAAAGCAGGGCAUCUCCCCUAGGAUUGGAUGACUCCGUAAAUUCAAGAGGGUACAUCUUGUUUUAUCUUGAAAUAGACAUAAGAGCGCAAUGGAUUUGGAGUGUGGCACAUCUGAAACCGGAUUUGACGUGGUACUGAGAAAUGGCACUUUAUUGGCCAUCAUGGUUGGCAGUCAGUUUUACCUUUGGACAGUUCUCUUCCAUGAUGUUUAUUAGCAUUAUCCUAAGUUUUUUGUUUUUCACACCUUCAAUGGAGCCAGCAAGGAAUUAUGUGAUUUAUUUAAGAUUUGGGGCACUUUUUUUGUUUUGUUUUUUAAUAAAAACAGAAAAUGAAA